AAGAGACUGAAACCAUGAGUCACUUCAACCCAGGACUUAUUUCUGCAUACAACAGUCUCACUGACAAACAUCUUGCUGGAUAUUUCAACAAUACUCGGAUCAGGAGACAUCUCCAAAGAGUUGGACUGAUCACCAGGAGUGGCCGUAUUGUUCCAGACAAGGAGUACCGGCACAAGCUGAUCCAGAGGGCUCACCAGAGACACAUCAGAGAAUGCCUGGCCCAGGCCAUAUUCCACAGGGUCUUGGAGAUGGAGCGUGUCCAUCAAAUAGAGAUCAAACGCAAACUGGAGGAGUUUGCCAGGCGAGAACGGGUGCAUAAGAUGAAGGUGGAGCGCUCCAAAAGGUAUGAGGAGGAUGUCAUCCACAUCUUGUCCCCGCGCCCGCCCACGUGCCCGCGAGGUGCACGCAGGCAGCAUUCUGGUCCAGAAGGAGAGCACUCAGAAACCUCCGAGUCGCCGGGCUCGUCUCGACCCAACACCGCCCCCGGGAAGAUGCAGAGGCCGGUGCGUUUGAGGCCCAUCCACAGCAACAGCACCACGGCCUCCCAGAAACGUAGGUCCCUUCACAGACAUCAGGAGUCCUCCAAUGAGACCGACCAGCCUUUCAACUGCACUAUGGCCAAGGAGCCCAGGAUGCAUUUGACCACGAUGGAGUUCUCCCGUGGCAUCUCCCCUUACUGUCUCCCUAUCAUCAACAACUUCGUCACCCCAGUGCCUCCCUCCACCAAGAGAAAAGACAGGGGUUCAAAGGUCAAUACCAGCAUCUUCAGGGGCCGCAGAUUGCGCCCCACCACUGCUCCUGGUGGAGCUGAUGCCACCGAGUCUCCCAUGUUGAGGACGUCUGUACAACAGAGUCAAGUUCGCGUCCACAUGGUGUUCUUUGGCAAAUCGGUGCAUCUCUCCCACGACCUGAUUGACAUGAGGGACGAGGUCAAAGUCUUCCAGCAACACUGUGGAGGAGAGAACCUGUGUGUGUACAAGGGCCGACUCCAUGAAGGAGAGUCCUUCUGUUUUUUGUCGCGGCGCCACCGUGGUUUCCCCUUCAGCCUGACCUUCUUCCUGAACGGACUGCAGGUGGAGCGCGUCAGCUCCUGCUGCGAGUUCAAACACAGGAAGGGCUCCCGGCUUGGCGGGAGGCAUGGACACUUUGGCUUAUCCAGCGUUGAGGGGGCCUCCCCCUGCUACAAGUGCAUCAUAGCAAUGGGGCUGGACAAAAAGCCAUCCCCUCCUCCUAAGAGAGUGAAAGAGGAUUUUGGGAGAGAGGCCACAAUGAGCUGCCCCACCGAGACCCCCAAGGAUACUCCAGAGAUGGAAAAAGACAACACCGGAAAAGAUCCUGCCUCCCAUCCAGAACCUGAUACCAGCCAGGUCCAGGAAAUGGAGAAUGAAGUCAAAGGAGACAGACCGCCCGAAGUGGGCAAACCCCAAGAUGAUUAUGAAGAGGAUUUUGAGGCAGAUGAUGAAGGGCCUGCUGAAGAUGCUGAGGUAGAUGAGAGGAAAUCUCCAUCUCCGUCCAUUGAGAAAGAAAGGGAGACUGAGGAAAGAGAGGCGUCUGACAGUGACAAUGAUGUCAAAGAUGAGGACAGGAGUUCCCAUUCAUCAUCCAGCUCCUCAGAGAGUGACAGGGAGGCUGAAACUGAAGACACCAAAGAGGACCAAACCAUCGAAGAAUCUAAAGAACCUGAGGAGGAGGUUGUUAACCGAAAUGAAUCCCCAAUUCCACUUGCAGAGGAAGACAAACCGGACUCAGAGGAUGCUGCAGCCACUGAGAGUUGCUUGCCCAAUGCACCGCAAACCUCCACGCCUGCAGGGAAAGACUCAGAAACACAGGACAGCCCCGGGGAAAACACAGGGUGGACAGACAUACAGGUGUUGGACACCAGCUUCCCUUCGGGGAACAAGGGUAAAGGGGACGAGGGUAACUCUGGAGCCAAGUCAGGGCUGCAAGCCCAGAAACAGGAGGAUUGCUCUCCUCAGGUGGAGGAGUCAGAGAGGGCCAAAUCUGAACAGGAGAAGCUAGCAGAGGCCAUUUUGAGGGAGACACCAUGUAGCUCUGAGCCACAGCAAAGUGAUACAAGUACCAAAGUGGAAGAAGACUUGACAAAGAAAGAAUAUCAACAGGACAACAGGGAUGCCGUACCAGAGAAAUCUGUGACUUUUACAAUGCAGCCACAGACCCUCUCAGAGGAGGUGAAUCAUGAGGAAAGUGCUGCCAUUGCUUUUACAAUGCAGCCACAAACCCUCUCAGAGGAGGUGAAUUAUGAGGAAAGUGCUGCCAUUGCAGCUGAAGCAGCAACAAAUCAAGGAGAGACCACAUCUGAGAUGAAGGAACAGGAGAAGGAAACAGAAGCAGGGCCCUGUGAGAGCAUCAACACAGCUAGUGACAGGGUGGCUAAAGCAGAAAAGGCUGAAUCUGAGACUAAUAAGACAGAGGGCAUAGCGGAGAAGGAUAAAUCAGAGGAUGGAGAUGCAAAAGAUGCAUCUCUGUCUCCUGAUUCUGAGGAGAAAAUGGGAGGGUUAGAGGCUGAAGAGCUUCAGGCAGAUGAACCAGCAACACCUUCAGAUGUAGGGGCCACAGAGGCCACCAAGACCCCAGAGACCCGGGAAGAGAAUGGUAAGGAGGAGGAAGUCGUGGCAGAGGCUAACGUGCAGCCUGAUGAGACAGAGCAAUUUUCAGAGAGUGGUAAAAGAAAUGAGCCCUUGCCAUCAGAAAUGAAGGCGAUGACUGAUGAAACAGCAGCCCCAGACAAAACAGAGGCACAGGCAGUGGCAGUGAGCGAGAUGAAUGAGAUAAAAGUGUCAUCCUCGGAGAAGCUGGGGGCAGUCAGUGUUGAAGAGGCUCAUGAAAGUGACAUGGAGAAGUCAGGAGGCAAGGGGGAGGUUGUGGCGGGAGGCUCAGAAGCAGUGGAGAUCUUGAGCGGCUCAUCAGAAAGGAGAGGAGAAACAGCAGUCGAUGCUGAAAAGGCAGCGGAGGCAAUCGAUGUGAAAAUAUUAAAUAAGCCCACAACAGCUGCAGAUGAAGAGGAGGCAGUAGAGGAGGCCUCUCCGGUAGACGCUAGUACGGAGGAUGGUGAACUACCAGAGAGUGUUAAAGGCAAUCAGAUGAAUGACACGGGAGAGGAGGAAACCGAAAGAUCUCUCAAAACUGACGGAGAGGAGGAUGAAAUGGAAAAAAGGAAGCCCGAGGACACUGGGUCAGGAGAUAAAGUGAUUACUCAAAUUGAGAAAAUGGAAAAAGAAAAUAGUGGAAAGGAUGAGGAGGAAAUAUGUAAGAGCAAUGCUGAAAAUACUAUGACAGCUGAAGAAAACACAACAACAAGGAAUGAAGAUGGUGGCGAGGCUCGAUUAGAGGCAAAAGAGGACCAAUCGGAAGGAAAGUUUGAAAAAGGAGAUAAGAUCAUAUAUGAAGACAAGAUUGAAGAAACAGAAAAGUUAGACAGAGAUGAUGAGGAUGGCAAAAUUGGAGACGGUGAAGGUGUCAAAAAUGAAGCUGAUGAAAAAGAGUCUGAAGAAAAGGUGACAGCAACUGAUGAAACUAUCGAAGAUGUAGAAAGGUCUCAUACUGCUGAGAACCAACUUACAAAAACUGAAAACAAAGGGGCAGAGAAUGAGAUGGUAAAACAGUCUAUUGAAAAAAUUGUUGGAUUAGAUGAUGCAUUGGACCAUAAAUCAGUAGACCAGGUAAGCGGAGCUAUAGCCGAGGAGAUCAAAGGCAAUGCAACGGAAGCAACAGAUGUUCAUGGAGAAAGCCAAAAAGAGGGCAACAGUGAAAAGGAAGACACCGAUGCUGAAAAUGGAGUGAUAGACAGAGAACAGAGAAAAGACCAGGGGGACGAGGAAAAGGUUGACACACAAGACACAAAAGAUAACAUGGAGCCAGAGGAGAAGAGUACAGUGGUCCAAACAGAGGUGGAGGUACUCUCUAGAGCAGAGGUUGGACAGACUUCUGAUGACCAUGAAGAGACAAUGGAUGGACGUGAAGAUGAUGGGCUGGAUCAGGUUCCCAGCACUGAUAAAAGGGAAAAGGAAUCUGAAACAGGAAACGAUAACGUGUAUAGCCAGCAUGAUUUGCAACAGGUGGAUUCUGUUUUGGAGGUUAAAGAAAAGGCUAUAGUUGAAGAUAAAUUGGAUGAGAUCAGCCAAGAGGCCAAGGAAACAAAACAACAUCCUGACAAAAAGGAGGACAAACACUCAGAUAUUGAAAAUGAAGCCAAUGGUGAAACUGAAGACAGAAAUUCAGAUUUGAAACAAGAGAAUAAUAACGUGGAAAAUAAUAUCAAAGAAUUAACAGCUGUGUAUCAGGCCCCAUUUUCAGAACCUACAGCUGUUAGUUUUGACAGUGCAGCAGAUAUAGUGGACAAAGCGAUAGAAAAGUCCAUAACACUUUCAGAAUCAAAGAUCAACAAACUCCCAAACAGGGAUGAAAAUACUGCUGCAGACGGAGAAGACACAGAGGAGGCAAGCAAGCCAUCAGAGGAAGGCGGAAGUGUGGUGCUCAACCCUCAAGCAGAAUCGUUGCAGCUCACGCACAAUGUAGCAGCUCAUGCCAAAGGGAACAGUGCAUCUAGUAAAGAAGCUCACAUACUGGAGGAAACUAUUGAAACUGAGCCACAUGCCAUAACUCCAGAGGUCUUAGAAAGAGAGGACAACAGGGAUCUAGUCACAAACUGGGUGACCCUUCAUCAAACAUCAAAGUUCUUUGAGAAAUUUGUGGAACCUUUGGAUGACUUGAAGGCAUCGACUUUAGAUCAUGCUGCCAGAGUGACUAGUUCUGAGACAAAAGAAGAAGAAGAACCAAGAACCACGCCUUCCGAAUCAGAGAGUCCAGUUAAAAUGUCAGAGAUGCCCAAGCAUGAAGCUGGAGUUGAUGCCAGCACUGACAGCAUAGCAAAAGAGGUAGAACCCACACGAAAUGAUGACAAUGAACCCGACAACAAUACGAAAGUAGAAUCCACACAGUCAGAACUCAGAGGCAAUCGCUCAAAUGGCAAUAACCCUGGUGAAAGUGAAACCACAGGAGAUAAAAUGGAAGUGAGUGAGGAGACUGAGGUCAAAGCCAUAAACCUCAUUAAAGAAACUGAACAGAAUGGGAAUGAACCCAUGGCUUUGCCAGUAAGGCAAGAUGCAACACAUUCAGGAGAGCACAAAGACACUGCUGGACCAUUUGAAGAAGACAAGGAUCAAGAUGCAUCAACAAAGAGGGAAACUGAGCAAACUGAUAGUUCAACAACUGAGGUUGAAAGCACUGCAGGUACCCACCACCCAUUUGAACUCGUCAGACCUGAGAGAGCCACUGAGGACCAAAAAGAGGAGAAAGCAACAAAAGAUGAUCCAGAGAUAAAAGAAAAGCAAACAACAGCUGAGGAGACAAAAGAUCUCCCAUCCCUGUCCGACACUGAAGGACAUCAAGAGCACGUAGACAGUACAGAGAGGCUCUACCAUUCUGAUGACAUGAAAGCAGGGGAACAUGAAGAUACCAAAGAAGAACAUGACGGUAUAGAAGUUACAGAAGUAAUAGAUUUCACAACAACUUCCAAGUCAGAAGAUGGUAGGUACGGGGACUCCCAGAGUGAACAAAUCCAAUCUAAAUCUUCAGAUGGGGGCCUCAGUGGAAGCAACAAAGAUGUACAGUUGAUUGAGGACAUCAAACAUACCCUUAGCAAAGACCGCUUGAGUACUUUCUCUAUGGAUGAGACUUCGCUGUUUGGUCGCAAUUCAUAUCCUCUCUUGACUACUACAAGGACAGAGAGUAGUUAUUAAAACAGCAUACUGCAGAAGGGCACUGAAAUACAGAAAGUCAGCUGACGGGUUUCAAAAGCAAUCUCUGAAAAAUUACUUACACUUAAUUCAGCACACAGCAAUGCAAGAAGAUAUGCACAGCGCUUAUGACAAUCAACUGGUUCCAUGAAGACCUAGAUGUGUGUAUAUUCAUACUGAUCACCAAACGUGAUUUGUCUCAUUGGACAGUUCUUCUACUUAAUGGGUGUGGGAGUCAGUCAGCUAAAAUCAAGAUGGCUCAAUGCAGAUGAGAUGCAGAAGCCCUCAAGUGAUGUCCAUGUAUACAACAAAAGCUUGAAUAGUCUUUAUUUUUGAUUAACUAAUGAAAGAGGAUGUGUAUUAAGUUUUGAUUGUCGCAUGAAAUGUUUACAAUAGCUCAUCUCUUACUCUUGCUGGUGCCUAACAAAGAGUCAUAGCAUGCACAAGGUAUCAGAUACACAUGCUAUCGCUAAUACCCUGUAAACAGAUACUCUUCCCCUCACACUACACAAAUGAUUGAAUAAUUCAUAGAUGUUUAAGACUCCCAUGGCUUAGUGUGCCCUCAGGCACCCUCGCACACUUUUUAAAUCUCCAUUGACUGACUCAUUGGGCAAAAGCACAAUACUGACUUUUUACUUUGAUCUCAACGAUUUCUUGUGUCUGUUUUGCACAGCAGAGGGUAAUACUGUUUAUGUGUUAACGUGGGCUGACAUUUUUAGUCAAGGCUUCAACAUAUACUACCCUACUAUACCCUACAUAUACUACCCUAAUCAUGAUUAUUAGAUCAUGAAAACAUCAUUAGUGUAUUGGUUCAAGUACUAAAAGUUGAGACUAUGAUGUAUUCAGGAAGGGACAUUGAUAAUUCAACCUUGCUCUGAGAACCUUGAUCCUUAGACUAAUUGACUUAAAAAGUCAAUUGAAUUUAAAUUUAAUUAAUCUUUUUUAUUUAAUCAUAUAAUUAUAUAUAUUUAUAUAUUCUUAUAUAUUAUAGAUAUACGAUAUAUAUUAUAUAUAAUAUUAAGUAUAUAUUUAAUUAUCUAAAUUUAAUCAAUUUUAAAAAAGACUUAAAAAAAAUGGCAAAAUUGUGAUAUGUCCAAUGUAGUCACUUUGUCAGUUCAUCAUUGUUCCCUCUAGUGCUACCUCUUAUUUAACAGAUAUGGUACUUUUCAUUUCAUCCUUUUUGCCUGAUUUUCAUAGUUAGUGAUGUUCUAUGAAGAUUUCCAUUUCAUAUCUGUCAAACCCAAUGAUGAGCAGCUUGUGUGAUUUGGCCAUUAAA
This is a messenger RNA of Lampris incognitus (smalleye Pacific opah), 7032 nucleotides long. It is a transcript of the gene erich3, whose product is annotated as glutamate-rich 3. Lineage: Eukaryota; Metazoa; Chordata; Actinopteri; Lampriformes; Lampridae. Bases 15 to 5759 code for a protein of 1914 amino acids. The transcript is spliced from 14 exons. The record is from RefSeq and is a predicted model, not a curated record.